Penicillium riverlandense is the source of this 3591-nucleotide messenger RNA. RefSeq names its product acetoacetate-CoA ligase. Gene Ontology annotation, cellular component: cytosol. Bases 1 to 3591 code for a protein of 1196 amino acids. The transcript has 8 exons. Gene Ontology annotation, molecular function: acetoacetate-CoA ligase activity; oxidoreductase activity. Lineage: Eukaryota; Fungi; Ascomycota; Eurotiomycetes; Eurotiales; Aspergillaceae. The record is from RefSeq and is a predicted model, not a curated record.
AUGGCAACCGACACUCCCGAUCCGGAAAUUGUAUGGCGACCUUCGCAGAGGCAAGGAAAGAUGGCCAUGGAUGAGUACCGUGAACACGUCAACAAACUGUUUGCCUUGAAUCAUCAGAACACCAAAGACCUCCAAGAAUGGUCUAUUAAGCAUCCGCAUCUUUUCUGGCUCGAUCUCUAUAAAUACUUGGAGCUUGUGCCUCCCCUGCCGUCUACCAUCAACAAGGCCUACGAUGAUACGCUUCCAAUGAGCCGCAUUCCACCGUUUUUCUUGGGCCAUGAGAUUAAUUAUGCGGAAAAUGUGGUUUUUGCCAACCCAGACCCCGACGCGGUGGCAUUGAUCGGAAUUAGGGAAGGACAGGACAUCUACAGAGACGAAGGAGAAAUUCUUACUUGGCGAGAUUUCCGAGAGCGUGUCAGACAGACUGCAAGUGCGUUGAGGCAUAGUGGUAUCAAGAAAGGGGAUCGAGUUGCUGCCGUGGUCGCUACGUCAAAUUGGGCGAUCAUUAUUUUCCAUGCGGCGGCAUCGAUCGGAGCCAUCUUUACUUCCAUCAGUCCAGAGCUUGGACUUGAAGGAUGUAUUUCAAGACUACAGCAGGUCACUCCCAGCAUAUUAUUUGUCGAUAGCCACGCCAUUUACAAGGGCAAGGCAUUGGCUACCAAACAGAAGACCGAGAAGAUCUUGCUCCGGCUCAAACCGCGACCUCAAGUGUAUGUCAUACCGGUAGCCACCGGUGACAUCGGCGAAUUCUCUCCCAUGAACGACUUUUUGGGGAAGUCCGUUCUUUCCGACAAACUCUCAUUUACCAGGGUACCAUUUCACCACCCCCUGAUGAUAUGUUAUUCCUCGGGAACGACUGGGGCUCCAAAAUGCAUUGUCCACCAGCACGGCGCCGUUAUUCAAUUCAAAAAGAUAUCGGAGAUCCACGACUGCUUAACUCCAACAGACGUGGUCAUGCAAUACAGCAGCACGUCGUGGAUUGUGUUUUAUGGGAUGUGUGGUCAUCUGACGGCUGGAGUUACACUCGUCGUAUACAAUGGCAGUCCCUUGUUUCCAGACGCGAAACAACUCCUUCGGAUAUGUGAGAGAUACAAAGUGACUCUUCUGGGUGCGUCUCCGCGUCUGCUGCUGGAAAUCCAAAUGUCUGGAACAGUCCCGAAAAUCGACUUUGAUCUCUCGCCAUUGAAAACGUUCCAUACUACCGGCGCUCCAUUGUCCAUAGAGCAAUACAGGUGGUUUUACCGUUGCUUUCCACCUUCGGUACAAAUCUGCAACAUUGCUGGGGGAACUGAGACGGGCACUGCUCUCAUUGCUCUGGAUCCAUCUGGGCCAAUCAACGCAGGCGAAAUGCAAAUCCUUGGACUUGGAAUGGAUGUCGAUAUUCUGGACCCAGUGACUGGGGAGUCGAUUGCACAUACGGGAGAAGCGGGUGAGAUGGUAGUGAAGAAGCCGUUCCCGAGUAUGCCAUGUUUCUUCUGGGGUGACUCCAAUGGCAAGAUAUACAAAUCGGCCUACUUCGAGCGCUUUGAUAAUGUCGACGUCUGGGCGCAGCGUGACUGGCUGAGGAGAAAUCCGAACACGGGAGGCUAUAUCAUGCAAGGAAGGAGCGACGGUAUCCUCAAUCCUUCGGGUAUCCGUUUUGGGAGCGGUGAAAUAUAUGCCAUCAUUGAAAAACGCCCAUUCACCGAUUACUUUGGCAACUGCGUUUGCGUUGGUCGCAGAAGACCGACUGACGUGGACGAGCAGGUUUUCCUCUUUCUUGUGAUGAAGCCUGGGGUUUUACUUACACAAGGUCUGCGCAACCAAAUUGAAACAGCGAUCCGAAAUGGGCUAUCUCCCCGCCAUGUACCCAAAUUCGUAUCUGCGGAGGCCCCUCACAUUAAUUCUGCUGACAAACGCCUCGGUGUUGUUCCCGAGAUCUCGAGUGAAUCGAAGGAGUCUACUCACACUAGGAGGCAAACUGCGUUCAGUCGAACCGUAUUGGGUCCCUUUCCAACUGUCCCUGUAACCUACAUCGAGGUGAACAGCCAAGCACCAAAUCUAGGAACAUCCUACAACACCACAAUGCGGGAAACCGGCCUCCUCCCCGCAAGUCACAUUUCCAAGCACAACAAGCCCGAGGACUGCUGGAUUGUGGUUAAUGAUGAAAUAUGGGAUGUAACUGAUUUCGCACACGAACAUCCCGGGGGAUCUGCCACUAUCUUCAAGUAUGCUGGGCGAGACGCCACUGAAGCUUAUUCGGAAAUUCAUGGUGCCUCAUUGAUCAGAGAGAAUCUCUCUCAGGAUUCCUUCAAAGGUAAUCUUGAUCGAUCAACAAUUACGGAAGAUUGGAAGAUUGCUACCACUAGAAAUUCGCCCACAGCGAUUCGUCCCGAGGGCGACAGGCCCCCUUUACACACAAUCAUCAAUAGUUACGACUUUGAGCAAGCGGCUGCCCUCUCGGCGCCUAAGAAAGCAUUUGCAUUUUACUCAACAGCCGAUACUGAUUGUUGGACGCGCGACGCAAACAAUGCGAUGCUCAGGAGAAUUUGGUUUAGACCAAGAGUGAUGAAAGACGUGUCUGUUGUGGACACGUCAAGCACAGUUCUCAACAUUCCCGUUUCGUUGCCGCUUUUUAUCUGUCCUACCGGCGUAGCAAAGCUGAUCAAUCCCGAAGCUGAGAAGGGGUUGGCACGUGGUGCAAAGUCGACUGGAAUUUUGGAGAUAAUUUCUACUGCGGCAAGUCAUCCAAUUGAGGAGAUUGUCCAACAGGCUCCAGAUUUCCCAUUUCUAUUUCAGCUGUAUAUGAACAAACAGCGCGAAAAAACCAGGGAGCUUCUGGAAAAGGUCGAAUCUCUCGGGAUCAAGGCGAUUUUCUUGACCGUUGAUGCGGCUGGAAGAGGCAAGAGAGAAGCAGAUGAACGGCUCAAAGCGGAUAAUGAAGUUAUUAUCAACCCAGUUACCGGCGAGCGGGCCGAAGGGGGGAAAAGAGGCAACGGACUGACAAGAACUAUGGGGAGCUAUAUUGACCAGGGAAUGACCUGGCGUGAUAUCCAAUGGAUCAGGAAUAUUACCAGUCUUCCAAUUAUCCUGAAAGGCAUUACGGGUGCUGAAGAUGCGAAGAUUGCAAUGCAACACAAUGUCGAUGGUAUCUUGCUCAGCAACCACGGAGGUCGCAAUCUUGACUAUUCGCCACCAGCGAUUCUCUUGCUACUGGAAAUGCACAAGAACUGCCCCGAGGUUUUUAACCAAAUGGAAGUAUACGUCGACGGUGGCUUCCGGCGAGGAGCUGACAUUGUGAAAGCACUUUGCCUUGGAGCAAAAGCUGUUGGUAUCGGUCGUACCUUCCUUUAUGCAUUACAUUAUGGGACGGAGGGCGUGGAGCAUCUUGUCCAAAUCCUCAAAGAGGAGGUUGAAGGCGUGAUGAAGCUCAUCGGUAUCAAAAAUCUCUCGGAGGUACAUCCAAGGCUUGUCAACACUUCGGACAUAGACCACUUAGUCCCGGAUGGUGCAGAUCAUCCGAUGGGGAGUGGAACUGGCUCUGAGGAGUCCGAUGUGACUCCCAGCGCAUUUACAAAGACCGACCCGCUUCCGACCAUAAGAUUCGAAUAA